GAGAAAUCGUGAAUGAUACAGCCCCCGUAAAACCUCAGUCGAAGAAGAAAAAGGCGGAAGUUAGCAACGCUUCGAGGCGACGGGAGACAAAGGACGACGACGACGACGAAUAAGUGAAAUCGAGUUCAGAACAUUCAAAGUGUUGGAAGAGUCGGCGAAGGAGCGACCAAUGGCAGCAGCUGAUGAAAUAUUCGGGCUGUUAGAAAGAACGAUAGCGUCGUACGAGGAGGAACUUUCUCAAACAAGAGAGAAGAGCGAGCGUCAGCAGCUGGAAGCUGUUAGCAAGACUCAAAUUGUACUAGAUAAUGAAGACGUCCAGCAGCUGAUUGGUCGUCAAGAUGGACAUCCCCCUCAACCGCAGGCAGGGAGCCCCACUUUGAAGCAGGAGGAUCCCCAGCCCUCCCACAUUAAAGAGGAAGAGGAGGAACUCCACAUCGGUCAGGAAGGAGAGCAUCUUCAAGGGCCGGAGGAGGCUGAUCUCACCAAGUUGCCACUGUUUAGUGUCUCUGUGAAGACUGAAGAACAUGAAGACAAACCACCUGAAUCCCCACAGUGUCAUCACAGUCCAAGUGAGGAAAAGAGAGUGGCGGAGCCUCCGAGCAACAGCUCAACUCAACACAUGACAACAGAAGUUGAUGGAGACCACUGUGGAGGAUCACGAGCUGACAACCUCUUAGCUCCACUAUCAGAUAGUGACGACACAACGCCCCACUCUCCUGAGAAUGAAGACCAAAACGACACCCGAGAAGCUUUGAGCAACGAUGCAAACUAUGAAGGUGAUAUGACUCACACGGUCGACAAACACUCUGAAUGCUCUCAAAAGAAGACAGGUAAAAAAUGUUUUUCCUGCCCCUUUUGUGAUAAAAGCUUUUCUGAUAAGUUUGGCUUGACUCGACACAUGCGGGCACACAAAGGAGAGAAACCCUUUAGUUGCUCAGUCUGUAAUCAGAAUUUUUCUCGGAAUGAUAUUUUGAUUAAACACAGAACAACACACACAGAAGAAAGGCCCUUCAUUUGUUCAGUUUGUGGUAAAGGAUUCUCCACAAAGUCAAACAUAACCAUACACAUGAGAACACACACAGGGGAAACACCAUAUUCCUGUUCAGUUUGUGCUAAAACAUUUACACAGCACAACAGUUUGACAGCUCACAUGCGCACGCACACCGGAGAAAAACCUUUUGGUUGCUCAGUUUGCGAUAAAAGGUUCUCUACAAAGUCGAAUAUGGUCAAACACAUGAGAACGCACACAGGAGAAAAACCUUUUAGUUGCUCAAUAUGUGGCAAAACGUUAAUCUCAAAGGCCUCUUUGACUGGACAUCAACGGACACAUACUGGAGAAAAACCUUUUAGUUGCUCAGUUUGUGGUAAAAUGAUCUCGUCAAAGUCAAGUAUGGUGAAACACAUGCGAACACACACGGGAGAAAAACCAUAUUCCUGUUCACUUUGUGCCAAACCAUUCACUCGGCAUGACAAUUUGAUGGCGCACAUGCGACUACACAAUAGACAAUAAAUGUUUUCCUGUCCAGUAUGUGUUACAAGAUUGUCAAACCAUAGGAUUGUAAUGUCAUGUGUGAGACGUCACCUAUAAAGUGCUGCGUGUGUGAUACCAAAUUCCCUCAUGAGUUCCAACUUGGUGUGCAGCUACAAACAGCAGCUAUUUUAUUGCCAAUCCAUCAUUAUCACUAUUACUAUCACUGCUAUAAUGAGUACUAUGAUACACCAAUCAUCAUGAAAUGUGUUUGUGUUGUGACAGUUUUGUAUAUCGCUUUAA
Dunckerocampus dactyliophorus (ringed pipefish) is the source of this 1771-nucleotide messenger RNA. RefSeq names its product zinc finger protein OZF-like. Gene Ontology annotation, molecular function: RNA polymerase II cis-regulatory region sequence-specific DNA binding; DNA-binding transcription factor activity, RNA polymerase II-specific. The transcript has 2 exons. The coding region runs from base 170 to 1510 and encodes 446 amino acids. The record is from RefSeq and is a predicted model, not a curated record. Gene Ontology annotation, biological process: regulation of transcription by RNA polymerase II. NCBI's taxonomy places the organism in Eukaryota, Metazoa, Chordata, Actinopteri, Syngnathiformes, Syngnathidae. Gene Ontology annotation, cellular component: PcG protein complex; transcription regulator complex.